AUGGUGGCCUGGCUCAGGACCCAUGCGGCCACUUCUCCUGUCACUUCAAGGGACCUUGUGAAGAGGUGCCUCCGGCCACCCCGUCGGAUCUUCCUACAGGAGCCUGUGAGAACCCACGGACCCAAGACGCCACCUCCCUCCCCGAUGGAGGCCAGGUCCCUGCACGGUGCCCAGGAGGCUUCUGCGUCGGGGUCCUCCUGGAGCCUCGUCACAGACGGGCUCUGCCGCUCUGAGCCCACGUUAAGGAGCCCAGGUUCCAGGUCCUCCCCGAGAAGGACCAAAUGGACCGUCCGACCUACACCUCAGAGUCUGAGGGAGGAGCUCAGCCCAGACCUGGAGCAGGAUGCCUCAGGGCACAGGAGGGGCCGCCCGAGGCUACUCUAUGUGACGGCAGUGUGGUUUGUGGGGGUGCAAGCCCACCCACACCCAUCCAGCGGGGAGCCCUUCUUGAUCCAGGCCAGGAGCACCCAGGGAGGGCUGCCGCUGGUUCCACUAUCAGCUCGAGGGCUGGACUUGGAAGUCCAACGGCGCUCCUCCCAGUGGUCAAGGUCCAUCUGGAAAACCGAGAGCCCAUCCAUCGGAGGCUCCUUGGCGGUUUUCUGUAGAUGGCAGUUGAGCCCAGAAGAGGGAUGGCCUCCUCCAAGGCCACCCAGCCGGUCAGUGCCACGUUCAGCACCCGGGCCCGGCCUCUGGACUGCAGGCCGCACAGCAUUCCCAAAGGGAGAGCGGCCAGCGGGCCUGCCCAGCCUGACCCACCGACCUGCUGAAGUGAUGCUCCGCAGGCCGCGGGCUUCCCACCUCAGAGUCGCUGGGACCGUGGAGCCGCGUGUCGCGGUGCCUGGCGCGGUGAGCGCGGGGGUGGCUGGCUGGGCUCAGGGGGAGCCUGGGGACUGCUCCGCAGGAGGCCAGCGCCCACACGCUGGAAGCAGAUCAGAGCAGCCCGUCUCCCAGGGCCGCGGCCACUCCCCACUUGAGAAGGACUCUGUACCCAUUUCACUCUGUUCCCUUCUCGGUGGCUCUUUAAUGAGAUGAUGUUAGAGCUGGAAGUCCACAGUGGGGGCCGCGCAGACAGACAGACAGACAACCAGCCGGCCUCCUCCUCCCCUCCCCGGAGGUGCUGGGUGGGCGGCAAGAGGGGCCCAGCCACCGACUCCUGUCCCCUAGACACCCCUGGGCUGGGCUUGUGGCGUCUUUGCAGUCACAAUGGGACACAAGCAUCUGCCUGGUUCAGGUGGAGCAGGGGACACCAGAGACAGAAGAAGCCAAGAGGUCGGGACAAGGUCACAGCUAGCGAGAGACAGAGCUGAGGCCUGAAACCCUAGCUCCUGUCCCAUGCGCCCCCAGGAGCUCGCGUCACCCUGGGGACAGACGGUCUCCCGGGGCAGGAGGUCAGCAGGAGCUCAUGGAGAAUCCCCCUCCCACAGGGGGCAGUGGAGAGCCCAGGGCAGGACUGGAGGCCCCAGGGCUGGCCGUGGGGGUGGGGCUGUGUCCCAAGACCCUCGGGGUCCCACAGCCAGGACCUGCCUCUGCCUCACACCUGGCCACGCUGUCCCCAUGCCUGCCCCACCCAGGUGAUGGGGCUCCUCUGGACGUGGCCCCGCCAGCCUCAGGCUGCUGCCCCGUGGCUCUGUGGCACCGCCGUGGGCAGGUGGCCCACAGGGGGGACUUACUGACUUCUAUGUGGUCGCCCGAGUUUUCUAGAAAAUUGUGGAAAAGAAACCAAUCGUGGCCGUUCAACUUUUCUAAGGUAAAAACAGGACAGGAGGGACAAGCUCCUGGGGGGAGGUCCACGUAAGGGGACGCCGGGCGGUCCUCACAGUCACAUCCACGAGGUGACGCAGAGGCACGGAAGUCAGGGGUUCCUGGCCACGCACGCGCGGGGUCUGCGUGUCUCCUGCGGGGGACGCCCACACGCACACCCCAAGCCCACCUCUGUCUGGGGAGGGAGAGGGACGGCCGGGGGCCCUGGGCCUCACAUUAGGCUCCUGAGCCGACCCUGAGCAGGGGCUCGGCAGAGACCAGGAGCACGCGGAGCUGGUGUGGGGACGGCCACCCAGAGUCACAGCUGAGCAGCGCCUGGAGGACAGUCCCCAAUGUGACUGUCAGGAAGCCGGUCGAGUGACGUGAAAAUUAUUCAGUGUUAAUGAUAAAGAAAAGAGGCACAAAAAAAAUUAAAAAUUAAAAAGAAAGAAAAGAGGCACAGGUGGGCCCCCAAACCAAGGCCAAUCAGGAUGUGGACGGGAGCCGCGCUGUGAAUGCUUCCGGAAGCUUCUAACUGCCCCCGACUGGCGAUCUAUCUUGACCCUGUCUCAAAAUAAAGUAAAAAUGUCUGGGAUGUGGCUCGGGGGUUAAGCGCCCCUGGGUUCAAUCCCUGGUUCCCCCUAAAGAUGCUCCCCACUGAGGGGGACCUCCCAACAGGGGAAACUGGGUGGGGGGCUCUGUGGGAACCUGCCCUUCCUGCUGGACAUUCCUGUUAACCUAGAAGCACUUUAAGAAAUAAAAUAAAUAAAUAACAGAAACACCCCUGAA
Messenger RNA from Marmota monax (woodchuck), 2529 nucleotides. RefSeq lists its product as uncharacterized. The transcript is spliced from 3 exons. NCBI's taxonomy places the organism in Eukaryota, Metazoa, Chordata, Mammalia, Rodentia, Sciuridae. Bases 1 to 1032 code for a protein of 343 amino acids. The record is from RefSeq and is a predicted model, not a curated record.